This is a messenger RNA of Adineta steineri, 1887 nucleotides long. The record is from the annotation of a GenBank genome assembly. Lineage: Eukaryota; Metazoa; Rotifera; Eurotatoria; Adinetida; Adinetidae.
AUGAUGAUGGAUCCUAUUGCCGAUCCAUUUCUUAAUUUAUAUGGUGACGGACCAAUUCCAUCUUUACUACCAGACAAUUUAUUGUUUUCUAAUGACGAUAAUCUUGGUGGUAUUGAUCUUGAUUUACCACUUCCAAGCCCAAAUAAAUUUGAACAAGAAACAAUAUCAAAUAUGACCGAAAAUCCAGAAUUUGAAAGUGAAUUAAAAAAAUUUUUUGAUAAUUUUCCAUCACCAGACUCCUCAUCAUCAUCCAAUCAUCAUUCAACAAUCGAUAUAUUAGAUAAUUUUCCAUUUUCACCAUUUGAAAAUGUUCCUAUAAUAGAAAAACUUGAACCAACAUUACCACCACCACCUCCACCACCACAAAAAUUACCGGUUAUUAUAAAUACAACUAAAAUAGCUAAUCAACAUUUACCGAAAGUCGUACAACUAACAAAAGGAAAUGUUGUCUAUAUUCAAGCACCAAAUAAUUCAAAUAAAUCUCAAACAAAUUUUAUUCAAUUAACGAAUUGUUUACCAACAAUACUGAUCAAUACAUUACAAACACCAACAGUAAAUGAAGAUACAACAAAAUUAGUAGUAGCAGCACCAACGACAACAUCAACAAUCGAGGAUUUUCCUAUGGAUGAUAAUGAAUAUAAUGAUAUCGAUCAUUUACCAAUGACACCAUCAACUGGUAGUGAAUCACCUGAUGAACGAACGACAACUUCACCGGAUAUCACUCAUGAUAAUCAUUAUAUUAAAAAUCGUUUGCAUCGUCAUCAUCCUUAUGGUUUAAAUAAAUCUUCAUCAUCUAUGUUAACCAAUAUUGAUAAAUUACCAUCAUCUGGUCCGUUAUUAUUAACAGAUGAAGAACUAAAACUAAUAAAACAAGAAGGGUAUCAAAUUCCAACAAAACUCCCAUUAAAUAAAACUGAAGAAAAAGUUCUUAAAAAAAUCCGACGAAAAAUUAAAAAUAAAAUUUCGGCACAAGAAAGUCGUCGAAAGAAAAAAGAAUAUGUCGAUACACUUGAACGACAAAUUGCCAAAUACAUCGAUGAAAAUGGAGCACUUAAAGAUCGUGUGUCAACAAUGGAAAAAAAUCAAAGAUCGUUGAUGCAAGAACUUCAAUCGCUUCGAUCAAUGCUCGGCAAAGGAACACCAUCGACAGGCAAAGUUUUAAUGGUUCUUUGUUUAUUUUUUGCUGUUUUAUUUGGUAUAUGGUCACCUAUAGUGAAUAAACAAUCAGUCGAUGAUUUUAUACGUUCGUCAAAUGAUGGAUCAUCAUCAUCACAACAAAAAUCUUUAACAUCAUCAAAUAAUCCUGAUUCAUCAAAUAAUAUUCGUUCAACAACAACAAAAUCUUUAAUUGAACAACAAGAUAUAAUUAAACAAGAACCAACCUAUUCAAAUUAUAUUCCAAAUAAUUAUAAAUCGCGUGUACUAUUAUCCUAUGAUGAACAUGAAAAUCAUUAUCAUGGACCUUAUUUAUCAUCAAAUAAUAAAUAUAAAUCAUCAUCUCAACAACAACAAACAACUGCACCAGGAUAUACUUAUACAAAUUCAGUUGAAAAAUAUAUGAAUAAAAAAUUUAAAUCAGGACAUGAUGAAGGAGAAAUAAAUUUUUUAACACAACGAUCAUCAUCUACAUGUUUGAAACGACCAUUAACUGUUGAAUCAUCUCCAUCGAUAAUACUUUCAAAUGAUUAUAAAAGUAUUCGAUUGAAUCAUACAUCAAAUUACCGUAUUAAUGAAAACGUGGUUGUUAUUGAAAAUUCAAAUGAAAAAACUGAUCAUGAUUCAACAACAUUCGAAGGUAAACCAUUAAAAAUAAUUCGUGUUGAACGAACAACACCUGCUAUUGGUAAUGAUACAUUAAAAUUAUCACAUCGUACAGUGAAUGAAUAA